GAAACGAAGAAUUUGAUAACAUAACCCAAGACAAUGGCUGCUUGGCUCGUUUUUUAAAAGUUUUUAAGAUAUUCAUUCAAUUAAUUUUUAUUUACUUUAAAGCAAAACAUAUUAGUUAUAUUAAAGAGAAAUUUUCUUAUACUUUAUACUACUUCUAAUUAUUGUAUUGAUUAUUUAUGAAGGACAAGGAAAUGAAGACACCAAAAAGCAAGAAAAAUAAGCAAUCGCUAAUUCAAGAGAUCCUUUCACGUAUUAAAACUGAGGUAAAUUCAAAUGACGAUCAAAGUUCUGAGGAAACUGCAUCAACAAAACGCAAGGAAAAUAAAAAAGUUAGAGAGGGUACACCAUCAAACAAUAUUUUGGAUCCAACUAGUAUUAUAUCGCAAUUAGUGAAACAGGAAAGUGAAACUUUAAGAAAAAAGAAAAAGAGAAAAUCCUUAAAUGAUUCAAAUAACAGUGAGGAACCUAAACUGAAGAAAGUUAAAUUAGAAAAUGUUGUUAAGCAAGAAGUUAAUUUAGAUGAUAGUGGCUUUUCUAGAAUGACUAAUUCUCAUGGAGAAUCAUCAACUUUAUCUCAUUAUAACUCAGAAAAGGAAGUUCCUGUUUCAAAACCACUGCAAAUAAAAUCAGAGGAGUCUAAAGCUAAAAGAAAACCACAAUUAAAGUUGAAUAGAAAUAAUGUAAAGCAAGAAGAUUCUGACAGCUCAACUAAAAACAAAAUAACAAUAAAAAAUAUAAAACAAGAAUCUACAUCUUUUGAAAAAGUUAAAGGUACAAAAGCUUCUAAAAACAUACAUACAACAAAUGAAAAUAUUAUAUUUAAAAGAGAUAGAGGUACCGAAGAAUCAGAUGAUGAAGAUGAUUUUGAAGUAAUGGUACCAAAACCGAUAAUUGUCAAAGUGGAAAAUAGUGGCAGCAAUGAAUCUUCAAGUGGGGAUAGUGAUAUAGAAACUAAUAAAAAGUUAUCAAAAAGUAUUCAGAACUCUAAUGAAUUUGUUUACCAAAAGUCAGGCGAUAAGAAAAGUAAACAUCAAGGAGUGUCAAACCCUAAAAUUGUAAGUACAAAUGAUAGUCCUAAUGAGCUGAGUAAGGAUAAUGCCAAAGGUCUUAAAUAUGUUAUUGGUAAUAAAAGAAAAAGGGGAAGCAGUGACGAUGAUACCAGUGAAGACAUUGUAACACCUCAAUCAUUGUCCAGAGACAUUGAGAAAAAUAAAAAUAUGCAUAAAACAAAGAAAGUUGAAGUACCAAAACCUAAACCUGUUAUUAAGAAAGAGGAGACUGAUUCUGGUGACUCUAGUGAAGAAAAUGACGGAUUGAGUGAACUGCUACAAGGAAAAUCAAGUUUGAAUAUGGAAAAAUAUGAUAAAAAUAAAUUACAGGGUAAAGAUAAGUCCAAGAAGGUUCCCAGGCCAUUAAUAAUAAAAAAGGAGAUGAGCAGUAAUGAAUCAAGUGAUGAUCAGGAUCUGAUUGACAACAGGAUCAGUAAUCAGCAGGUUUCCAAACCUAAAAUAUCAAAAAAUCAGAAAGUCCCAAAGCCCAAACUGGCUAUUAAAAAAGAGGAGACUAAUUCUGAUGACUCUAGUGCAGAAAAUGAUGGAUUGAGUAAACUGCUACAAGGGAAAUCAGAUUUAAAUAUGAAACAACAAAAUAAAAAUAAAUCACAUAGUAAAGAUAAGUCCAAAAAGGUUCCCAAGCUGUUAAUAAUAAAAAAAGAGAAUACCAGUAGUGAAUCAAGCGAUGAAAGUGAUGAUCAAGAUCUAUCAAAGUCAAAAAAUAAUCAGAUUGAGAAAAGGGUUAGUAAUCAGCAGAUUUCCAAACCUAAAAUAUCAAAAAAUCAGAUAGUUCCAAAGCCCAAACUGGUUAGUACAAAAGAGGAAAGUGAUUCUGAUGAUUCUACUGAAGAAAGUGAUGGAUUAAGUGAACUGUUACAAGAAAAAUCAAUUUUAAAUAUGGAAAAACAAAAUAAAAAUAAAUCACCUGGUAAAGAUAUGUCCAAAAACGUUCCCAAGCCAAUAAUAUUAAAAAAGGAGAAUAUCGGUAGUGAAUCAAGCGAUGAAAGUGAUGAUCAAGACCUGUCAGAGUCAAAAAAUAAUCAGAUUGAAAAAAGAAUUAGUAAUCAACAGGAAUCCAAAUCUAAAAUAACAGAAAAUCAGAAAGUUCCAAAGCCCAAACUGGUUAUUACAAAAGAGGAAAGUGAUUCUGAUGAUUCUACUGAAGAAAAUGAUGGAUUGAAUGAAGUGCUGCAAGGAAAAUCAGGUUUAAGUAUGGAAAAACAUGAUCAAAAUAAAUUACCUGGUAAAGAUAGGUCUAAACAGGUUCCAAAGCCAUUAAUAUUGAAGAAAGGGAAUAGUGAAUCAAGUGAUGAAGAUCUAUCAGAUAAUCACAUUGAGAAAAAAAUCAGUAAUCAGCAAGUUUCCAAACCUAAAACAACAAAAAUUCAAAAAGUUCCAAAGCCUAAACCAGUUAUUACAAACGAGGAAAGUGAUUCUGAUGACUCUAGUGAAGAAAGUGAUCAAGAUCUACCAAAGCCAAACAAUCAGAUUGAAAAAAGGAUCAGUAAUCAGCAAGUUUCCAAACACAAAAUAACAAAAACUCAGAAAGUUCCAAAGCCUAUGAAGAAAGAGGAGAGUGAUUCUGAUGACUCUAGUGAGGAAAAUGAUGGAUUGAGUGAACUACUACAAGCAAAAUCACGUUUAAAUAUGGAAAAACAUGAUCAAAAUAAAUUACCUACAAAAGGUAAGUCCAAACAGGUUCCUAAACCAAUAAUAUUAAAAAAAGAGAACAGCGGUAGUGAAACAAGUGAUCAUACCCAGAAAAUGUUUAAUAAUCAGAAGGUUCCUAAACCUAAAAUAACAAAAAAGGAGGGUAGUUCUAGUGAAUCAAGUGAUGAAAGUGAAGAUCAAGAUAUAACAAGGUCAAAUAAACAGAUUGAAAAAAGACUUAGUUAUCAACAGGUACCCAAGCCUAAAAUGGACAACAGCGAUAGUGAAUCAAAUGAUGAAAGUGAAGAAGAUAAAACAACUCCAAGAAAGAUAAGCAACCAAAUUAAGAAAAUGGUUAGUAGUCAAGUCAAUUCUACACCCAAAAAUGGCAGUAGACACAGUGGAGAUAGAGAUAUCACAAACUCAAUUAAAUCAAAUAGUCCAGUCAAGAAUAUUAGAGAUAAACAAAAGCGGAAAAGAAAUGUUGGAGUUGAAGAUACAAAGCAAGAAAGCAAUUAUGGAGAAUCUAGUGAUGAGGAACUUCCUAAACCAAUUAAGGAGGAGCCUUUAAAACUAAAUGGUAUUAUAAAACAGGAACCAGACGAAAUAUCUCUAACACCGAAAACUUGGCAACAGAGGUUACAAGUUCGAUAUCCUCAUUUAGAAGAACAAAACUACAAUAUAAAUGUACCAGAGAGUGACACAGAUUACUUCAUAUUAAGGAUUCCGAAAAAUAUUGAUGUCUCCCUUUUGCUCAAUAAAAAAAUCAAGUUAAAUAAAGACAGCGAGAUCACGCUCAACGAUCAGCAGUAUACAUUUGAACCUAAACAGACUGACCCCAUGAUUGUAAACUUACAAAAAUCGAAACUGGUGAACAUAGAUAAAGAAAUAACUUUGCAAAGAUCGCUCAAAGAGGAGCCACUAAGAUUACUAAAGGCUACCGACAGAGAAGAUGUUCUACUACCAGAAACGAUAAAAUCACGCCAUCCCUUGUUUGGUGCUAUGUACAAAGACAAAGUAAAGAUAGAGAAGGAUAUUAAACUAAAAGUUACUGAAGCUGAGGAGAAUAAAAAGAAACAGUUACUAAAGAAAAAGAAGAAGAUAAAGUCUGAAGUGAGCAGUUGUGACAGUGUGCUGGAUAUGUUUGCUAGUGAAGCAUUCUUUUCUACACCUACCGUUAAGAAUAGAGAAGAAAAGAUAGAACACAGCAAGAAGAAAAAGAAGAAAUCAAAGCAUAAUGAUAGUGACGAAAUAUUAAGCCAAAUAAAGAGUGAAUUUAACAUGAGCCAUUCGCAGGAGUCCCUAGAUGACUCGGGAUUGUCUCUGAAACAUAAACAUAAAAGUAAGAAAAGGAAAAAACUUGAGAUGGACUAAAAGGAAUAGUGCAAAAUUUAAUAAAUUUAAACGUACGUGUGUGUAUAUCUGUAUCUACAUAUUGUAAAAAGUUCAAUAUAAGGUUACAUAUGUUUUUGAAAUAAAAAUUUUAAAUUU
This is a messenger RNA of Sitophilus oryzae (rice weevil), 4193 nucleotides long. Its product is annotated as nucleolar protein dao-5-like. Bases 177 to 4076 code for a protein of 1299 amino acids. The transcript is spliced from 4 exons. The record is from RefSeq and is a predicted model, not a curated record. NCBI's taxonomy places the organism in Eukaryota, Metazoa, Arthropoda, Insecta, Coleoptera, Curculionidae.